AUGCUGAAAAAUUUAAUACGUCGAUUUUCAUCUGGUGAUUUACAGAAUGAUUUUAAAGAUGAUGAUACACUUGUUGAAAUGAAUAGUGAAACGUUAACAAAUUCAAUACCACCAGUAAAACAAUCACAACUACCACCACCACCACAACAACAACAACAACAGCCAUGGGAAAGAAAAGGAGGUCCUUCACCAUCUGCACCAAGUUCACCCACCAAAAAUUUAUCAUUUGCAAAUCAAAUGAUACAUGCUGCACGUGGUGUGGUUAAUCAAGCUAUGCAAAAACAACCAUCGUUUUCACAAGGAUCUUCUAUGAAUCAACAAUCACAAAGUUAUUAUUCUCAAAAUCAACAACAAUCGCAAUCACAACAACAACAACAGGCACAUAAAGAAAAAUGUAAAUUAUUACUUGUUAUUGAUGAUCAACAUACAGACUGGUAUAAAUAUUUUCGAGGAAAAAAAAUUUUUGCCGAUUGGGACAUUCGUGUUGAACAGGCUGAAUUCAAAGAUAUUAAUUUAGCUAGUUAUUCAGAUGCUGGUACAUUAGUAGAUAUUAAUGUUCAGCGCAGUGGAACACGUGUUGUCAGAUCCUUUCGACCUGAUUUUGUUCUUGUUCGACAAUAUGUACGUGAUAUUAAUAUCGAUUGGACAAAUAUUAUUCUUGGUCUACAAUAUGGAGGAGUGCCAGGGGUUAAUUCGAUGAAAGCUUUAUACAAUUUUCGUGACAAACCAUGGGUGUUUGCUGAAUUAUUAAAUAUUCAACGACGUUUAGGUACAGAACAAUUUCCGUUGAUAAAUCAAGCAUAUUAUCCCAAUCAUAGAGAGAUGGUGAGUAAUCUAUGGCUGAUUUCGCCACAGUUUCCAUGUGUGCUUAAAGUUGGUCAAGCUCAUCAGGGUCUAGGAAAAGUUAAAGUAGAAAAUCCGUAUGAUUAUCAGGAUAUGACGAGUGUUGUGGCAAUUAGUGGUUGUUAUUCAACCGUUGAAACAUUUAUUGAUGCUAGAUGUGAUGUAUACGUUCAAAAAAUUGGGCAAUUUUACAAAGCAUUUAUACGAAAAUCAUUGACAGGAAACUGGAAAGCUAAUACUGGUAGUGCAAUGUUAGAACAAAUUAACAUGACCGAGAGAUAUCGUUUAUGGAUUGAUGAAGUUAGUCAAUUAUUUGGUGGACUCGAUAUGUGUGCCGUUGAAAUUGUACAAACUAAAGACGGAAAAGAAUACAUUGUACAAGUGAAUGAUUCAGCAAUGCAAUUGUUAGGUGAAACGCAAGAUGAAGAUCGCCGAUCAAUUGCCGAAUUGGUAUUGCAUAAAAUGGAAAUUUAUUGCAGACCAGAUAAACAACCAACUGUUUUGACACGUGUUCCAAGCCUUACUCAGAUAAAUCUUCCAAUUCAAGCAUCACAAACUCCAUCGCCGAUUAGCAAUCCUACCUCGCAUAAUACAAUGACUAAUUCAAUGGCAAACAAUUCACGUGAACUAAAUAGACAAUUACCAAAUGUACCAUUACAAAAUAAACCAACGAACAGCAGUAUUAGUAAUAAUGUUGCUACAAAUCUCUCGUCACCGGCAACAACAGGAAGAGAGGGUCACAAUCCAUUUUACAAUCAAAGUGCUUCCCAACAAACUCAUUCUCCCCCUUCCAUUACUACAACAAGUGCCUCAACGAAUGCCUCACAUACAUUGAAUUUUCCUUUGUCAAAUACUAAUACUCCGACAUAUACAAACGUAUCCGCUCUUUCUUCUACUACUACUACCACAACUUCAGCCACCACAACACGAACAAAUCCGUCACAAUGGAUGGGAAAUAUAGGAAAUCAAUUUGGUUUACGAAGACAACCGUCUGCAACAGACGGAGAAGUAACAUCUGACAACACAAACAAAGAUGAGUCUGAAGAUACAUUGUAUAAUCUUAAACGAACAUUUGCUGGAAUAUUUGGUGAUAUGUAA
This is a messenger RNA of Didymodactylos carnosus, 1941 nucleotides long. NCBI's taxonomy places the organism in Eukaryota, Metazoa, Rotifera, Eurotatoria, Philodinida, Philodinidae. The record is from the annotation of a GenBank genome assembly.